Messenger RNA from Cryphonectria parasitica EP155, 3299 nucleotides. Its product is annotated as RNB-domain-containing protein. NCBI's taxonomy places the organism in Eukaryota, Fungi, Ascomycota, Sordariomycetes, Diaporthales, Cryphonectriaceae. The record is from RefSeq and is a predicted model, not a curated record. Gene Ontology annotation, biological process: mRNA catabolic process. Gene Ontology annotation, molecular function: RNA binding; 3'-5'-RNA exonuclease activity. Bases 1 to 3156 code for a protein of 1051 amino acids. The transcript has 2 exons. Gene Ontology annotation, cellular component: exosome (RNase complex); P-body.
AUGCAGAGGGCCAAGACUGGCUCAUAUGUGUGCUGGAAAUGCCUGUCAAGAGGCGUUCAGCCCAAGCCUUCCUCGGUCAAGAGGCUCUAUUCAACGACAAGUAGCCGAUUGCUGAGAGCACAAGGCGCGCACGACGCGUUCCGAGAUAAUCGCACGAAUUUCGCAAUCGUACAGGAACAAUCCCUUCAACCACAGUUCAGUAACGACACUCCGCGGAUUCGCGACCGCCUGCGACAAUGGGAGGCAGAAAACCAGGUCGAUGCCCCUGAGCCGAUGCUCAUUGACGCUGGUGAAGCUGGACAACCUCAAAACCUGCUCACUCGACCUCGGCACGCAAACCAGAUCGGGCAGAUCAACGAGGAAUGGAGGCCAGGUCUUGAGCAGCCGUUUCAAGACAGCGAUGGCGCGCUCGAGUCUCUCCCCGGCCCAACCGACUUUCAGCCCGGCGACCUCAUCGAGCACUUGGGGGAUAGCGAGAGGGUCCCACAUCUAGCGAUCUAUCUCGGCUAUCGCAAUGACUUGUACCAUUUCUAUACCAUCACAGGCGAAUGGAAGGUGAUAGCGAAGCUGUCGUCGCAGUUUGUCAUCAGGAAAUUUGUCAGCAAAGACAUGCUGCAACCCGUCCUCGACAAACUGCCCGGGGAGCACCUGUCGCGCGAGGCUGUGAGGGCAAGGAUGCAGAUGAAUCAAGACCAAGGGCCGGAUCGUAUUACCGGCUCAGAGCUGCUGCGCAAGUUGGCCAAGUUCCAGCAAAAGACAGACGAGGCCUUGCACAAAUUUGGCAUCCAGCUCGAGCGGGCCCAUGAGAUCGUGUCCGAGGCAGGAGACAGAUACGUGACCCUGGAUCAGAUACAGUCUCGUCUGUCCAAGCAUAUCAAGGACCCGCUCUGGAGCUGGCCGACGCCGCCGCACGUGUUGUAUGCUGUGUACCGCGCAGUGACAGAAGACGACUUGGGGUUUCGCGCUCUCGAUACACUGGGCAACUCCCAGACGUGGUUGUUCGAGGUCACCCCACGUGAGGACGUCGCCUUGAUCAAGAACAUUCAGACCCUGGUCAGGCUGUUCACUGACAUACCGGGCAAGGUCAAGACGACUCUAUCCGACCUGACAGCGGCGCACUUGAAGCAGAGCCAGCUUGGCCGGUUCAUCCUCAAGGCCAGAGACGCCAUCGACCAGAGCAGACAGUUCCGGGACUGGACCCCACAUGGCAUGCUUGGACCGGCCAAGCAACAAAUACCCCGUGCUCGUACGAAUUGGAGCGAUGUGGACAUGAGCAUCAUGCAUUUCAUGCUGAUGUGGACGGGCCUUGACCAGUUCUCUGUGUCCUCGCGGUACCAUUGGAUAGGCUCGGCGAUAUUGCGGGCAACUGGCCGGUACAAAGACACCGAGUACCUCUCGACCACGGUCGGAUGGACCUUUCUACAGGAGGUGGGCUACGUCACUCCCUGGGACCUUCACGACCGCUACGUCAAGCGUCUUCCGUCUGUCAAGCUGUCGCGGGAGGGUGGAUUCGCACCUCUCCCUUUGGGCCCUGCUGGCAUAAAACCAUACAUCACGCCAGAUGCAUUCUAUGGCAAACGUCACGACUGGGAAGGUCUCAAGGCUUUCGCUAUCGAUUCCAAGGAGACGACUGAUGUCGACGAUGCUGUAUCUGUCGAGGCAACGGAUGUGCCUGGGGAGCACUGGGUCCAUGUUCACGUUGCGGACCCUGCCUCUCAGAUCCGACCUCAGUGUGCCCUCGGGGAGCGUGCCCAACUGACGCCCUUGACGCUGUACCUUCCAGGACAUUACUCCAAUAUAUGGGGCGUGAAAGACGAAGUGGGGAAGCUGUUCUCUCUUGCCCCGAACAGACCCUGUCUCACCUUCAGUGGCAGGAUCAACGAAGACGGAGAGAUCCUCGAGUCCAAAAUCACACCUGCCAAGCUGCAGGAACUCAUCUACAUGACGCCCGAAGACGCAAAUGCUGCUGUGGGCUUCGAGAAGCCUCCCAAUCUUCCCGAAUGGGCUGAGAAGUUCGUGGUCGGCGCACCAGUGGCAGAGAAGCUGCCGUCGCGAGAGAUGACAGCCCCCUCCGAGCUACAGCCGCAGGAUGUCAGCUCUCUGAAGACCCUGUACCGGCUUGCGGAGGCGCGCCACCAGAAGCGACUUGCCGAUGGUGCUCUGCCGGUCUUUCCUCCUCGCCCCAAAGCCAAAGUGUCCUUUGCCCAUACCUCGGUAGAACAAGUGGCCCCAGGUUUGAUGACCUGCAACGGCGACCCCUCGAUCAGCAUCUCCUUCGACACCAACGAGUCGCCCAUGAUAACAAGCAUCAUGCAGCUGGCCGGCGAGAUUGCUGGGCGCUGGUGUGCAGACCGCAACGUCCCUGUUCCUUACCACCAACAUCCGCUCGCCGUGAAGAAUUUCGAGCUCUCCAGAUCCUACGCCGAAAAAGUCGUCUACCCUUACUUCCUCCGCGGCGAAUUUCCCCCGCCUGAAGCGUUGAACAUGCUCUACCGCUUCCUCGGAGGGGAUGAGCUCUCCACCCACCCGGGCCGGAACUUCCUCAUGGGCACGGAAGCGUACGUCAAGGUGACCUCCCCGCUACGGCGGUACUCAGACCUCAUCGUGCACUGGCAGAUUGAAAAUGCCCUCCUGCAGGAGGCAGAGGCGGGCGCCAUUGCGGAGCAGAAGCUUCCCUUCCUCCGCAAGGAGCUCGAGAAGGAGAUCCUCCCCUGGCUCCGCAUGCGCCAGCGCGUCCUCAAGAGCCUCAACAGCCACUGGGGCAGCAAGGGCUACCUCCUGCAGGCGAUGCUGCGGGCGUGGAAAUACCCCGACGCCGCUCCGUCGUCCUCCAGGCUGCCCGACACAUUCAGGCUGAGGGUCAACACCCGCUUGACGUCGACCGCAGGCGGCGGCAGAAAACUCAAGGCCAUCAUAGGCACGUUGGACUGGUUCGACAUCGAUGCGUGGCUCGUCCCCGAGGCCCUGGGCCGGCUGGGCCUGGGCAUUUCCGACAUCAGGAAGGGCGAUGUCUUUGAGGUUGAGCUGGUGGAUAUAAAUGUCCACCAGAAGGAUGUCUUUGUGCAGGCGGUGGGGAAGAUUAAGGUGCAGAAGGAUGAGGAGGUGGCCGGUAAAGGCGAGGAGGGGCAGGAGAAGCUCGAAGAGGCGAGGUUAUAGGGAGGGACAAUCAUGGAAAGGAAGUAUCCAAGGCGGUGGAACAACCCCCCCCCCCCUUCCUUCAAAUGUACCAGGCGGAAAUUUCCCUUCCAAAUACUACUUGCCAUGUAUGAUAAGCAGAGACUUGAAUUGCAGGAACUGUC